GUCACCAUGGAACGUUGGCAGAACUGCGUGGCUGCAGUGACCGGCGCCAGCUCGGGAAUCGGGGCGGAAAUCGUUCGAAAACUCAUCUCCGCCGGUGUGGUGGUGGUUGCCCUGGCCCGUCGCCUGGACCGUCUGGAGCAACUGCGUCAGGAAGUGCCGGAGUGCCGGCGACCGCUCCUGCAUGUUCGCCAGUGUGAUGUCACAGACUUGGUGUCCGUGAACGCCGCCUUUGAUGCAGUGCAGCAGGAUCUGGGUGGAGUGGAUAUACUGAUCAACAACGCAGGAAAGCUGUCCGGCGGUCAACUAUUGACCAUGCCGCUGGACACUGUACAACAAGUACUGCAGACGAACGUGAUGGGCGUAGUGUACUGCACGCAGCGAGCCUUCGAAUCGAUGAGUCAACGCCAUUCCCCCGCCCAUAUUGUCCUCAUCAACAGCAUUGUGGGCCACUACAUCUUCAACCCGCUGCCUGGAAGCCAGCAGGAGCUCAAUAUGUACCCAGCCACCAAGCACGCAGUCACUGCCCUCACUGAGCUCUUCCGCCAGGAGUUGCGCGAGUUCAAGACCCAGAUUAAAGUUACAAGCAUCAGUCCGGGAUUGGUGGACACGGAGCUGGUGCCUUUGGCCUACAAAAGGCUGCCCAUGCUGCAGGCGGAGGAUGUGGCCAAUGCCAUCAUGUAUGUCCUGGCCACGCCUCCGCACGUUCAGGUGCACGAGCUGACCAUCAAGCCCAUGGGCGAACCCUUCUAGGACACCGGAGCAUCCUUCUACUAUGGCCACUAAAUAUUUCAUGGUAUUCCAUAACCUCGAACUGAAUAAUUCGUGGCAUGCAGAGAAAUAAAUGAAAUGGAUAAAAAAUAAA
This is a messenger RNA of Drosophila eugracilis, 862 nucleotides long. Its product is annotated as farnesol dehydrogenase. The coding region runs from base 7 to 750 and encodes 247 amino acids. The record is from RefSeq and is a predicted model, not a curated record. The transcript has 2 exons. NCBI's taxonomy places the organism in Eukaryota, Metazoa, Arthropoda, Insecta, Diptera, Drosophilidae.